AGUACGACACGAGACAGAGUCCAGCACAUGCUUUCAACUGGCUAUUUCAUGCAGCAGCCCAGUAUCGAAACGCUAUCCUACGAGGAGGACCUUCGAAAAUAUUCUUGUGUGAAAAUAAUAAAAUAAUGUGCAGAGAAUGAAAGUGAAUUAUAAAUUAAAUUUGUAAUAAACUGUAUAUUGUUGUUUAUUAAACAAAUGUGACAGUGAAAUUUUGAUGAAUUUUAGAUCGAAAAUAUAAGAUCUCUGUUUGUUUGGAACAUCCCAACAUAUCCUAGUAGGACGUAUGAGAGAUUUAGAGGGUGUUUCAAAGACAACAACCUUAAGAGGUAGAAAAGCGUCAAGAUGCGUCGUUCUUGCACAUCUUGCGCUUUGGGCACUUCGGGCCUCAUAGUAGCAAUUUUAGGUAUCAUAAUUGCGGCGAUUUGGCCAUCAGUGUUUCAAGCAAUCUUACAAAAGCAAUUAAGUCUGAGUCCUGAGUCAGAAAGUUAUAAACCAUGGAAAUCACCAUCAGUGACAUUAAAUCUGGACAUUUAUCUGUACAACUGGACAAAUCCUGAAGAUUUAUUGAACACGUCAACAAAACCAAUUUUGCAACAACUGGGCCCUUACAGAUUUAGGGAAGUACCAGAUAAAGAAAAUAUUACAUGGCAUCCUGAAAAUAACACUGUCAGCUUUAGAAAAAAGGCCGACUUCUAUUUUGACCCUGAAGGAAGCGUUGGAUCCUUGGAUGAUGAAAUUAAUACGGUUAAUGUUGUAGCAUUGGCAGCUGGUCACCAAGCACACAACUGGCCAAGUUUACGUAAAUCUGCAGUUAAUAUGGGAAUGUCUUUAUACAAUCAGGAAAGACAUGUCACAAAACGAGUUGAAGAAUUAUUAUUUUUAGGAUACGAAGAUUCUUUAAUCGAUAUGGCUAGAUCGAUGCCUUCGUUAACUGGCGGUGGAGCUGUCCCUUUUGAUAAAUUCGGAUGGUUUUACACGCGAAACGGAUCGUCUCAUCUAACCGGGCAUUUCAACAUGGCAACAGGAGCUGAUGACAUAAGUAAAUUUGGCAGAGUAGAACAAUGGAAUUAUGCUGAAGAAUUGCCUUUCUUCGAAAAGGAAUGCGCUGGUGUCAACGGUUCAGCAGGAACAUUUUAUCCACCCAAUCGUAAUAGAGAAGAUCCCGUGUGGUUGUUUUCUCCAGAUAUGUGCAGGAAGCUUCGAUUUGAUUAUGAGAAAGAUGUCGAAGUCAAGGGUGUACUUGGUUAUAAAUAUACUGGUGGCGCCAGGACAGUCGAUAAUGGUACUUUAUACCCGGAAAAUAAAUGCUUCUGUAACGGUGAAUGUGUGCCUUCCGGCGUGAUGAAUAUUUCAGCAUGUCGGUAUGGAACACCAGUUUUCAUGUCAUUCCCGCAUUUUUACGGUGCCGAUCCCUAUUACCUAGAUGCAGUUGAAGGAUUGAAUCCAUCACAAGACAAGCACGGUUUCCACAUUGUCUUAGAACCGACUACUGGAAUACCGCUUGAUGUAGCAGCAAGAUUCCAAGUGAAUAUUUUGAUGUCGCCGCAUCCUGGAAUCAGCUUAUACAGCAAAGUUCCUCGAGUUUUCAUGCCCGUUUUAUGGUUUGAACAUCGUGUGACCGUUCCGGACGCGACAGCUUCCAACAUCGCGGGAGCAGCAAUGGCCCCAUGGGCUGGUCGACUCUGCGGAUAUAUCCUUCUGGGUCUGGGACUGAGUCUUAUGACCAUCAUGAUUAUUAGAGAAGUUUUAGCCCGCAAAAACAGAGAAGAUAAAACUAAAACUGGUAGCUACGCCGUAAAUACCUCGAGAUUCGCACAAGGAUCGUUAGAAAUGGUUCCUCCAGGAGAGAAGGAUUCAGCUUUGCCAUUGAUGAAUGGACAGAAACAUUAGAAAAGAACACGAUUGUUGUGUUGUAUUACAUUGUCCAUGUGAACAAAAAAGACUUUAUGGAAUUUAUAUUAAUCAUUCCUUAAUUAUAAUUAUUAGAUAUUACAUACAUUUAAAUAAAGUGCCUUGAUUUAAAAUAUAUUGUCAAUUAUGACCGUCACACAUUUUCUUGCCUUUCGUAACUGGUGAUUUAACAUCAAUAAUAUAACAGCUUCGCAUGAACAAGAGCAUUUUAGUGAUAUUCCGCUGUAUUUGAAUUAAUUAAUUUUAUAUAAUUAGAUCUCUAGAUUAAAUAAGAUAGAUUUACAUCGAGAGAACGUUUUUCACACUUUCCGAUACGUUGAACAUAAAAAAUACUUAAAUUUAUAUCAAUUAUACUAUAUGACUGAAAUUAAUUUGAAUAUGAGUAAAAUGUGAAAAAUGAAUAAAAAACACUCUCAUUAUAUGUUACUACCAAAGCAAUUCUAUAUAAGAUAAAUUCUAUAUAAGAGAUAUAUAUGUUAGUAAAAUUAAUGAUAGCAUUUUAAAUAAUGUUCCUAUAUGUAAAAAUAAAACCUAAAUGUAAUGCUGUAUCGUCAAACAUGCUUGCCUCUUCAGUAUCAACAAUGUGUUAAGAAUAUUUGUUACAUAUCAAAUUGUUGUUACUUAUAAGAAAUUAUAUAGUAUUUCACCAUUAUUGUAUAUAAAUAUAGCAUUUAUGAAAAACAUUAAUAAAUAAUUACUACCACGU
This is a messenger RNA of Ctenocephalides felis (cat flea), 2617 nucleotides long. RefSeq names its product protein peste-like. Gene Ontology annotation, molecular function: scavenger receptor activity. Gene Ontology annotation, cellular component: membrane; cytoplasm. The transcript is spliced from 8 exons. The record is from RefSeq and is a predicted model, not a curated record. NCBI's taxonomy places the organism in Eukaryota, Metazoa, Arthropoda, Insecta, Siphonaptera, Pulicidae. The coding region runs from base 343 to 1890 and encodes 515 amino acids.